CAACAACAACCACGACACACCCAGGAACCUUCUUACCCCCUGACGCAUGAGCCAACAACGCAACAACAACAGCAGCAACAACAGUUUUUCCAGCCUUCUAACAGCACGAGCUCAUUAUCGCAGUAUUAUCCGCCUGUCCACACGUUUACUCAUCCACAGUCCCAAGUGCCACAGCCACAUUACCAGCAAUACGAUUACAAUAUCAGACUUCCAUUGGCAAUCGAGCAGCAGCUUCAUCCAUCACUAACCUUUACGAUACCGCCGCAAGAUCAACCGCAACACGAACGAGGUACAUUUACAACCAAUCCUUUGUCUCGCAAGGAAAGAUGUUAUAUGUCAAGACAGCUACCGCUCACAUGACACUGUGUCUCUCUAUUCCUUUUCUAACAUUAGAGACCGAAAGCAGAGAUACGUACGAUCCUACUUUGACUCCUACACCGACCCCGGUAGUAUUACGACAUCAGCAUCGGGAGGAUCAAGUGAUGAUGAUGUUAUCGUCGUCUAUCGAUAGCAAUCUGAUCCAACAGCAACAACAACCAUCGUCCUCAUCUGCUUCUUCAUGGGAUACCGAAAACAUCAUACCGAGUCAUCGCUUGCAACCAACAGCAACGACGUCAAUACCACCACCACCACCGCCACCGCCACAACAACAGCAGCAGCAGUCAUCGUCAAUGAUGUCAGCAGUAACGCACCCGAUCAUUCCCGAUACGACGACACUCGAUCGGCAUCGGCAAGAGCAGGAGCUCUUUGGCAGGCUAGUGUCGAUGGCACGAACAAGCGACUUGCAACAACAACAACAACAGGAACACCAAGAGCAGGAACAUCAGCAUCACCAGCCAAGGCACCCUCCAGGUAUCUGGCAGCAGCAGCAGCAGCAUCAGCAGCAACAGCACACAUCAUCUCCAUGGUUAUCACAGAUUUCUGAAACAAAAACAAGUGGUAUGCUUGUGCCUCCAGCUUCCAGUUACCGUGCCAGCGGGUCUAGCAGUACUUCAAGUAGCACCACAACAACGCAAGAAAUAGAAAGAGUGACAUUUACAGCGACAACACAACAACAACAACAGCAACCAGAAACGACAGGAGCUCCCACGUGGCAUCGUAAAGAUGAACGGUACGUAGUAAUAAUAUUAGUAGAAGACAGACGGCGAGGACGAAAAAAAAACUAGUAGACAUACACAACUAAGGAUAAGCCUUUGUAUAUAUCGCUUGUGCUCUGUCUCUCUAGUUUUUUUUUCUCUCUCCUCCAACAUUGUUCUUAUCAAUGUUGGCGUUCUCUUAUGUAGAUAAUGUACUUGAUGAUAAAUAUAAUAAUAAUAUACCAACAAUACAUUGC
Zychaea mexicana is the source of this 1333-nucleotide messenger RNA. RefSeq lists its product as uncharacterized. Bases 327 to 1166 code for a protein of 279 amino acids. The transcript has a single exon. Lineage: Eukaryota; Fungi; Mucoromycota; Mucoromycetes; Mucorales; Lichtheimiaceae. The record is from RefSeq and is a predicted model, not a curated record.